AUGACCUUCAAAGGCGCUGUCUUUCCACUUGAAGUGUUCUCAGUCUUGGCCACUUUCUUUGCUAUCUAUUCAGUUGUAUACAAUAUCUUCUUCCAUCCUCUUAAACACAUCCCUGGUCCUUUUUUCGCACGCGCAUGUGGCAUCCCUUACGCCCUACAUAUGCGCGAUGGCAGUAUCGUCAGAUGGGUCAAAAAGUCACACGACAAGUACGGUGAUGUAGUUCGUUUGGCACCGACUGAAGUUAGUUUCAUCUCAGGGGAGACUGCGUGGCAAGACAUCUACGGCUUCCGAACAGGCAAGAACAAGAGCAUCGGACAUUACCUUAAGGACAAGAAAUGGUUCAUUGCACCUGGCAACGGUGAUAGCUCGGUUCUCAUAGCCGAUGAAGCAGGACAUUCGCGAAUGCGACGCAACCUCUCUCAUGCUUUCAGCGACAAAGCCUUGCGAGGACAAGAAAGUCUCAUACAGUCUUACGUUGAUCUUCUCGUCCAACGUCUGGGCGAACACGCCGCUAAAGAUGAAAGCGUCGACAUCAUGACAUGGUACAACUAUACAACCUUUGACGUCAUAUCCGACCUCAUCUUCGGCGAACCGCUCUACUGUCUGCGCGACUCUGUUAAGCAUGACUGGAUCUCCAUAACCUACAGGUCCAUCAUGGCGUUCGCUUUUCAUGCUGCUAGGAAUAAGCACUUCAUCUUCAAGCACAUCGACGCCUUGUGUAGCAUUUUCCAGAAAAGUCCAAACCCCAUACGCUCACGAAUAGAGUUUUCCCAGCGCGCCCACGACCUUGUGAGCAAGCGGCUAUUGAAGGUUGAACAUGAGAAGGAAGGAGAAAGAGCAGACUUCUUCACCCAUAUAAUAAAGAACCAAGAAAAAGAUACGACAAGAUUGACUAGAGAGGAAAUGGACAACAAUGCAGUUGGCUUCCUGAUUGCGGGCAGUGAGACUACUGCUACCACCUUAUCAGGCGCCACCUACCUCCUCCUUAGUAACCCCUCCACAUAUACCAAAGCCAUCGCUGAAAUCCGUUCUCGCUUUUCUUGCGCCGAUCAAAUCACUAUGGAGGAAGUCAACAAACUGGAAUACCUUAUAGCUGUCUUCCAGGAAACCCUAAGAUACUACCCACCUGUUCCCACGGGCUUCCCUCGCGUGGUACCAGCGGGCGGUGACCGUAUCUCAGGCUACUACAUCGCUGGAGGCACCUCGGUAUACUGUUCCCAGCACGCCAUGAACCACUCUGAGCGCAACUACAAGGACCCAGAGCUCUUUGUGCCGGAACGCUGGCUGGGUGACGAACGAUACAAAGAUGAUAACAAGAGAGCACUGAAUCCUUUUAGCUUUGGACCGAGGAACUGUUUGGGUAAAAAUCUAGCAUAUGCAGAAAUGCGUCUUAUCCUCUCUAAAGUCCUAACGUUAAAGAGGGUGAACAGUAAUGGUCUUGCGGAUUGCCCGGGAGUCCGAGCGCUUUGA
Molecule: messenger RNA, 1470 nt
Organism: Alternaria postmessia
Lineage: Eukaryota; Fungi; Ascomycota; Dothideomycetes; Pleosporales; Pleosporaceae
Exons: 6
Coding region: 1-1470 (489 amino acids)
Molecular function (GO): iron ion binding; heme binding; monooxygenase activity
Source: RefSeq, a predicted model, not a curated record